UUUAUAUAACCUCAAAAAACACUCGGCGUAUAGCAAAAGCACAAAAUACAAAAAAUUCUAAGUAGCCGUGGGACAAACAGACCAAACAUUUUUUUUCUUUCGUGCUAUUUCAUUUGUAAAUUGACUGAACAAACGUAAUUGCAACGUGUUAUUACAUCUUACAUAUACAAUAGAGUAAUCAUGUCUGACUUUGAGAAUCUAUCCGGUAACGAUAAGGAACUGCAAGAGUUUCUCAUGAUUGAGAAACAAAAGGCGCAAGUUAAUGCACAGAUACAUGAGUUCAAUGAAAUUUGCUGGGAGAAAUGCAUUGGGAAGCCGAGCACCAAGCUGGAUCAUGCCACAGAGACGUGCCUCAGCAAUUGUGUGGAUCGCUUCAUUGAUACCUCGCUCCUGAUCACACAACGUUUUGCACAAAUGCUGCAAAAGCAAAGUGGGGGCAUGUAAUUGCUGCAAACGCAAUUGCAAUAACAACAAUAAUACUGUGUGGCGUAAGAAGUACAACAACAACAACUGCUGUAAUCAAUUAGUUGGACCGUUAGUGGAGCGCACAUGUUCGAUAGCUAUGUGUGUGGAGGCUGGCCAAUCAAUCGAAUACCCUUGUGUUCCGUUUUACUAUCGUUUAUCGUUUAACAUCGCAAUAACAACAACAACCACAACAAAACCAAACCAAACUAAAUAACUUUACACGUAAUUUCUAAAAAUUUACCAUGUAAGAAGCGUUAGAAGAGUUUUUGCUAUUACCCUUUUCCUUUCUCUUUUUUUGUGGCUUCCGAAUAUAUUCUUUUGGACACAAAACGGUGCUAAAUUUAUCCUCUGUCGUUUCACCGUGCAGCGACCGAAACUUUAAAAUUCCGAAACCAAAAAAAAAACCGAGAGCAAGAAGAAAGAAUAACAUAAAUCACACACACACACAAUCUGAAAGACGAAAAGAAACGCAAGAUGAACUAGGAAAAAAUACAUUGUACUAUAUUGUU
Drosophila nasuta is the source of this 974-nucleotide messenger RNA. It is a transcript of the gene Tim8, whose product is annotated as translocase of inner membrane 8. The transcript is spliced from 2 exons. The record is from RefSeq and is a predicted model, not a curated record. Lineage: Eukaryota; Metazoa; Arthropoda; Insecta; Diptera; Drosophilidae. Bases 181 to 444 code for a protein of 87 amino acids.